Messenger RNA from Gopherus flavomarginatus (Mexican gopher tortoise), 2497 nucleotides. RefSeq names its product triokinase and FMN cyclase (gene TKFC). Gene Ontology annotation, cellular component: cytosol. The transcript has 17 exons. Bases 457 to 2196 code for a protein of 579 amino acids. Gene Ontology annotation, molecular function: glycerone kinase activity; ATP binding. Gene Ontology annotation, biological process: glycerol catabolic process. The record is from RefSeq and is a predicted model, not a curated record. Lineage: Eukaryota; Metazoa; Chordata; Testudines; Testudinidae.
CCUGCCUCUGCCGGCCCAGCGAGCGGGGUUGCAGCUUUACACCGAGGGCCAGGCUUGGCCUUUGGGUUGGGGGCAUGGCAGGCAGUAGAGGGGACGCCCGUCUCACUGGAGCACUGAGCAGCGCCAGGUGGGCGUAUCCCUGGGAUCACCUCUCUGCAACCUCCCCUUCCUGGCGCCAGGCAGAGUUUGGACUUAGGUUGAAGUCCGUGGCCCCGAGGCAGGAUUCAGGCUGUUCUCAGUCCCACGGGGCUGUUUUGCUGUCCUGUUCAGUAUCCCGCUCCCUCCCUGUCCGGCCGGAGUGAGACAGAAAUUCCCCUGGAUUCACCCCCAGAGCUGCGUCUCCUGUCUGACCCCCAAUCUCUUGCCCCAGGUGAGGGCAGCUCUGCUAGGAGGAAUCGGGUCCCUUUUCCUUGCUGGGAUUCGCUCUGCCCACGGAGGUGUCUCAAUCCUGCCCCCAUGCAGGUCUCCAAGAAGCUGGUGAACUCGGUGCCAGGCUCUGCGGACGAUGCUCUGUCUGGGCUGGUGGCCUGUAAUCCGGCCAUCCAGCUCCUGCAAGGGCACCGGGUGGCACUGCGAUCUGACCUGGAGAACAUUCGGGGACGGGUGGCACUGCUGUCUGGAGGAGGGUCAGGACACGAGCCCGCACAUGCAGGGUACAUCGGGAAGGGGAUGCUCACCGGAGUGGUGGCUGGCGCAGUCUUCACCUCUCCCGCAGUAGGAAGCAUACUGGCAGCGAUCCGGGCGGUGACGCAGGCUGGCUCAGCCGGGACCCUGCUGAUCGUGAAGAACUACACUGGGGACCGGCUGAACUUCGGGCUGGCACUGGAGCAGGCGCGGGCGGAGGGGGCCGACGUGCAGAUGGUGGUGGUGGGUGAUGACAGCGCUUUCAUGACGCAGAAGAAGGCAGGGAGAAGAGGGCUGUGUGGUACGGUGCUCAUACACAAGGUGGCAGGGGCACUGUCGGAGGCAGGGGCGAGCCUGGAGGAGAUUGUUCGCAGGGUGACGGCUGCUGCGGGAGCCAUGGGUACCUUGGGCGUGAGCCUGUCCCCCUGCAGUGUCCCUGGCUCAGGGCCUACCUUUCAGCUGGCUCAGGACGAGCUGGAGCUGGGCCUGGGGAUUCAUGGUGAGGCAGGCGUGCGCAGGAUGAAGAUGGUGCCGGCGGAUGAAAUCGUCAAGACGAUGCUUGAUCACAUGAGCAGCCCUUCCAACGCCUCGCGCGUGGCCUUGGAGCCCGGGGCCUCUGUGGUGCUGGUGGUGAACAACCUGGGCGGCCUGUCCUUCCUGGAGCUGGGUGUGGUGGCUGGUGCAGCCGUACGCUGCCUUGAGGACCGAGGUGUUCGCAUCGCCCGAGCUCUGGUUGGUGCCUUCAUGACGGCGUUGGAAAUGGCCGGUGUCUCUCUCACCCUCCUGCUGGCAGAUGAUGAGCUCUUGGGACUGAUCGAUGCUAAGACCACAGCUGUGGCCUGGCCCAACCUGGCUCGAGUGCCUGUGACAGGCCGGAGCAGAGUGCUGGCUGCACCUGAGGAGGGACCUACCGUGGAGGAGCCUGUCCCAGCUGGAGCACCAGCCUCCCUGCAGGUGCGGCUGGUUCUGGAGCGGGUGUGCAGUACUCUGCUGGGCCUGCAGGAGGAGCUCAACGAGCUGGACCGCGCAGCGGGGGACGGCGAUUGUGGCAGCACCCAUGCCCGGGCCGCCAGGGCCAUACAGGAGUGGUUGAACUCGUCACCCCUGCCUACCCGGCCGUCCCAGCUCCUCUCCACCCUGGCCAGGCUGCUGCUGGAGAAGAUGGGGGGGUCCUCGGGGGCGCUGUACGGACUGUUCCUGACGGCGGCUGCACAGCCCCUGCAGAGCCGCAGCGACCCCGCGGCCUGGGCUGCUGCCGUGGAGGCUGGCAUCGAAGCCAUGCAGCGGUACGGGGGAGCUGCGCCGGGGGAUAGGACCAUGCUGGAUUCGCUCUGUGCUGCUGCUGAGGAGCUGCGCGCCCUGCAGGCCCCGGGCGCCAACCUGCUGCCAGUGCUGACCAAGGCAGUCCAGAGUGCAGAGGCUGCGGCUGAAUCUACCAAGAACAUGGAAGCAGGCGCUGGCAGGGCUAGUUACAUCAGCUCAGCCCGCCUGGAGCUACCGGACCCAGGGGCCGUGGCAGCAGCGGCCGUUCUUCGUGCGGUGCUGGAAGGGUUACAGAGCCAGAGUGCGUGACUUUGCCACCUCCCUCACUUUACCCUCCUCCCCCCACAAGUCCCUGGGAUCCUCCUGUGCUGACUUGCAUACCCUUUGGAGGCUAGACAAGCAGAAGUGAUGUUAAUGGCAGUCCUGGCAAGAGCUGGCUCACUGCUCCUGGAUCUGCCCGGAGCAGGAUCUCACUGGCGGGAAUGGGGGCCAGCAGGGAGACGGGGGUCAGCCCUGUGCCUACGGGGUAGCAGGCCCACUGUCCCCCCAGUUCAUCUCUGCUACUGGGUAUUGUGAGCGUGGUGGCUGUAAUAAAGAGCCCUGCCCCAGA